Messenger RNA from Alternaria rosae, 2164 nucleotides. Its product is annotated as cytochrome P450. The transcript is spliced from 3 exons. Lineage: Eukaryota; Fungi; Ascomycota; Dothideomycetes; Pleosporales; Pleosporaceae. Gene Ontology annotation, molecular function: monooxygenase activity; heme binding; iron ion binding. The record is from RefSeq and is a predicted model, not a curated record. Bases 301 to 2025 code for a protein of 574 amino acids.
CAGUACCACAACAAAAUUUCGAUCACCGCUUCGGCCGGGCUGGUUCGCACGACCUGCAGUGUUUUUGCUUUAUUUUGGCGCAUUGGUUUGGCGCAUUGGGCUCCUCGGCGCUUUUCGUACGACUACGCCUGUGCCGGAUGUUGGUCAGUGGCGAUGCGUCAUAUUUACAGACUAGACGAGGCCUGCAGGUGGUGGGUUGCAGAUGGAUACGUAGUUUGGUGUGCCUUUCAUUUAGUCGCGUUAUAGUCCUGUCAAGAUUGCGACGCUCAACCGUCAUCUCAUACUUCACUACUAAGCAUUAUGACUAUCAAGGGCUUUUACCUCGUUGGCCAGGACAAGAAUGUCUUUCGCCAGGACAUUCACAUUGACCAGUAUCAUGACUUUGAAGCGCUGCAGGUUGCUGUAGCGGAGCAGUACAACAUUAUCCAAUCGACUGGCAUCGGGCUGCAAGAUCCCAAAGGAGAUGAACUGCGAGACUUAGAUGAUGUAUUGGAUUGCGACGAGGAUAUAGGCAUUACUGUCGACGGUCAGGCCAUUCGCGACCCUUCAGGCCCGGAAGGUCUUCCUUUCGUGGGAAGCUACUACGAGGUCUUUCCCGAUCAUCUCGGAAACCAUGCACGUCUCUUCCAGAAGUACGGAUCUUUGAUCAAGUACGAGACAAUGGGCAAGCAAAAUUACCUGACUAAUGACCCUGCUAUCGCGACUGUGGCUUUCCAGGAGUCGGCGUUCUUCAGCAAACACAUCACCCCCGAGCAUCCUUUGGCGGGUAUCAAGGAUAACAGAGCGCUGUUCAUUUGCGACACCGACACCGAUGCAUGGAGGCAAGCGCAUAAGUUCAUCCCGCCUUCCAUGGCACCCAAGGCUAUCAGACACUACACACCUCUGAUGGAAGCCUCGGUGAAGGACUCAUUCAAGGUCUUUGACAAGCUCGAUGAGCAGGGCGAAGCAUGGAACGUCUACCAGUACAUGCUGAAGCUUGCUUCUCAGACCGUCUUCAAGUUUGCGCUUGGUUAUGACGCCCACCACUUCGACAACCCAGAUGCGCCGCUGAGCGAGCUGGUCAUCUUGAUCGCACAAUCGCUCUCCCUGAACAAGAAGGUCGCGUCAAGAGGUGCCUGGUACGCGAAGUUGAGCGCCAUUCCCUUCACAGCAGCAUACGACCUCGACAAGAUCCGAUACAGGCUAUGGACUAUUCUUAACCAAGCAAUCGACCAAGCACCAAAAGGAAGCAACGAAGAUGAUCUGCCACUGCAGUCCGCAGCCCUAGGAGCCAGCUGCGUAGUUGACUAUCUGAAGCGCGCCACCGACGAUAACGGCAACAAGCUACCCCGUGAACUCGUCAUCCCCAACAUGCUCCCCAUCUCCGGUGCGGGCUUUACCACCACUUCAUCCCUCCUCUCAUGGCUCCUCUACUCCCUCUGCGUAUAUGAAGGCAACCAGGACCGGCUCCUCCAGGAACUCGUCGACGCCGGCGUGAACGAGAAUACCAAGUGGACACCUGAACUUUCCGACGGCCUCACAUUCCUGGACAAAUUCGUCAAGGAGACCCAACGCCUCCACAACCCCUCGUUCCAACCCGGACGUACCGCAAAGGUCGACUGUAUCGUGCCCGGCGGCUACAAGCUCCCCGCCGGCUCCGUCGUCAUCUGCGCCCUCCACGCCAUCCACAACAACCCUACCAUCUGGUCGAACCCCGACCGUUUCGACCCCGACCGCUGGGGCACAGAAGAGGUAUCAAAUCGCCCCAAGAACUCAUACAUGCCUUUCGCAACAGGUCCGCGUAGUUGUAUCGGUUUCAACUUCGCGCUUGGCGAGGUCAAGGUGCUGUUGCCGGAGUUGGUGUAUAGGUAUGAGUUCAGCAAGGAAGGUGAGGAGGCGGUGACGUAUGAUCCAGAGUUCCAGCUUAUUCGGCCAAUGAACUUUUAUGUUAGGGCGAGGAGGAGGACGAGUUAUCCGGAGCCUAGUCCUGGGGCGAAGAAGAUUGCUGUAGAAUAUCAAGAGGGGGAGGAGAAGCCGCCGAUUUAGAGAUGAGGCCUGGUGUACAUGUUGCCUAAGUCGUCUGCAUCGUUGCUCAAUCCAGUCCACUACUUGCUUUACACCCGAUGCACGUUAUAACACUUUAAUAGAAAGAGUUUCUCAUUUGAUUAUCCUAGCAUCUCCGUCC